UUAGUUAAGGAGACACAAUAUUGUGGACCAACUUAUAUGAGAUGGAUGUAUCCAAUGGAGCGGUAUAUGAAGAUAUUAAAGGGUUAUGUGAAAAAUAGAAGUCGACCAGAAGGAUGUAUAGUNGAACGAUAUAUACUUGAAGAAACUAUUGAAUUUUGUACUGAUUACCUCUNUAAUGUUGAAUCAAUAGGACUUCCAAAUUCUCGACACUUAGCGAGAACCACAGGAGAAGGGAUUUCUGGAAAUACCAUAGUGACCAUAAGCAGGAAAGAUUGGGAGCAAGCUCAAUUGUAUAUCCUACACAAUAAUGAUGAAGUUGAGCCAUAUGUUGAGAGACACAAAGACAUGAUUACAAAAUUAAAUCCAACAAGGACUGACCAAUGGAUAUGUAGAGAACACAAUGCAACUUUUAUACAAUGGCUAAAAAGUCACAUUUUUGCAGAGUUAAAUGUGAAAUCCUUUUCAAUUUCUGACAGAUUGAGAUGGAUAGCCAAUGGUCCAAAUUUUCAAGUAUUCUCUUACACUGGUUAUAUGAUCAAUGGGUGCACGUUUUACACUAAAGACCGAGAUGAUCAAAGUACUAUGCAAAAUAGUGGUGUAACUUUGGUGGCUGAAUCUAUGCACAUCUCAGGUGCUAAAGGUAGAAGUCCUAUAUAUGCAAAUAUGUCNUAUUUUGGGGUAAUUGAACAUAUAUGGGAGUUGGAUUACACCAUAUUUCGGGUACCCAUAUUUGGUUGCAAGUGGGUUGAUAACAAUAAUGGAGUUCGACAAGAUGAAACAGGAUUUAUGCAAGUGANUUUUAAUAAAGUGGGGUACAAAGAUGAGCCAUUUAUUUUAGCAUCACAAGCUCAACAAAUAUUUUAUGUAACUGAUCCGGUUGAUGUCAAUUGGUCAAUUGUGUUGUUNACCAAUAAAAUAAAUGAUCCUUCCAAUGAUGAUAUAGAAGAUGAAUAUACAAAUAUUGAAGAUGAUCCUUUGUAUCAAAUAUCAUAUGAUGAUGAUCCAAUAACAGAUGAUAUCUUGUAUAAGAGAGAUGAUCAUGAUGAAGGAAUUUGGAUAAAUCCAUCAUUUUAUGUCCAUAAGAAACCUAAGUCUUUAAAAUUCAUAUCAAAGAAGAAAAGGUAAAUGACAACUCCUACUGAAGAUGAUAUUCCUUCUCCCAACGAAGCUAAAGGGAA
Molecule: messenger RNA, 1178 nt
Organism: Vigna radiata var. radiata (mung bean)
Lineage: Eukaryota; Viridiplantae; Streptophyta; Magnoliopsida; Fabales; Fabaceae
Exons: 2
Coding region: 37-1125 (362 amino acids)
Source: RefSeq, a predicted model, not a curated record